Messenger RNA from Penicillium canariense, 927 nucleotides. RefSeq names its product cytochrome b5 reductase family protein. Lineage: Eukaryota; Fungi; Ascomycota; Eurotiomycetes; Eurotiales; Aspergillaceae. Gene Ontology annotation, cellular component: endoplasmic reticulum. The transcript is spliced from 4 exons. Bases 1 to 927 code for a protein of 308 amino acids. Gene Ontology annotation, molecular function: oxidoreductase activity. The record is from RefSeq and is a predicted model, not a curated record.
AUGAGUGCUCUCAACGUCGGCCUGGCCCUCAUCCCCUCGGCCGUGCUGGUCGCAGGUGUCUACGCUCUCAAGCCCGAGUUCGUCGCCUACGCAGUCGCGGUUGCCGGUGUUCUCACCAGCAUCGCGUACUUCGCCGGCAGCAGCAAGCCGCGCCCGCGCAAGGUCCUGAUCCCCACUGAGUUCCAGGACUUUGUCCUCAAGGAGAAGAAUGAGAUCUCUCACAACGUUGCCAUCUAUCGCUUCGCCCUGCCCCGUCCCACCGACAUCCUGGGCUUGCCCAUCGGCCAGCACAUCUCUCUCGCUGCCACCAUCGCCGGCCAGCCCAAGGAGGUCGUGCGCUCCUACACCCCCAUCUCGUCCGACAAUGAGGCCGGCUACUUCGACCUGCUGGUCAAGGCCUACCCCCAGGGAAACAUUUCCAAGUACCUGACAGAACUGAAAAUCGGCCAGACCAUGAAAGUGCGCGGUCCCAAGGGCGCCAUGGUUUACACUCCCAACAUGUGCCGCCACAUUGGCAUGAUUGCUGGUGGUACCGGUAUCACACCCAUGCUGCAGGUUAUCGAGGCUAUUAUUCGCAACCGUCCCCGCAACGGUGGUAACGACACUACCAAGGUCGACCUGAUCUUCGCCAACGUCAACCCCGAUGAUAUCCUACUCAAGGAGAAGCUGGAGCAGCUGGCCAAGGAGGACGAGGGCUUCAAUGUCUACUACGUCCUGAACAACCCGCCCGAGGCCUGGACCGGUGGUGUUGGUUUCGUGACCCCCGAUAUGAUCAAGGAGCGCCUCCCUGCCCCCGCCAGCGACGUCAAGAUCCUCCUCUGCGGCCCCCCUCCCAUGGUCAGUGCCAUGAAGAAGGCCACCGAGUCCCUCGGCUACACCAAGGCCCGCCCCGUCAGCAAGCUCGAGGACCAGGUCUUCUGCUUCUAA